Saccostrea echinata is the source of this 2078-nucleotide messenger RNA. RefSeq lists its product as uncharacterized. The record is from RefSeq and is a predicted model, not a curated record. The coding region runs from base 65 to 2056 and encodes 663 amino acids. NCBI's taxonomy places the organism in Eukaryota, Metazoa, Mollusca, Bivalvia, Ostreida, Ostreidae. The transcript is spliced from 3 exons.
AAUGGUAUAUUCAGCAGUUCGAUUCGACUAUUUGGCGAUCGAAGGCUGACAUAAAUAGUCUAUCAUGAAGCUCUUCAUUCUUGUAUGUGUGUUGGGACUGAGCUUGGCCGCCAAUCCCAGGCUUCAGAAAAUGGAGGAAAUGCUGAAUGAUCUGACCAGACAACUGGUUAGCCAGCAGUUUUAUGUCGAAGAGAGGAUUCGCUCUGAUGGAGACUCUGGUAUCAAGCAAGUAAGGCGGUUGUCUGCUGGGACUGAUUCCUUUAACUCGGAAACCACCAGUGCCAUUCAUUCACAUCCAAACUACAAAGAUGUCAUUGGCUUCGGAGAAGUCAACGCUGUAUUGAAUGGUGUUGAAUUCCGAACCCGGCAUAAUGAUUAUUCCUUAGAAAUGCCCAGUCUGCAUAAAGCGAACUAUCAUUUAACAGAAAAAAUUCCAUACCCACAAGUCCCGCCUUCAGUCACAGCAAAACAUACAGUUCCCGAGCAGAUAGCGGAAAUGAAAGAGUACUUCAGGGCCUUCAGACUUCAAAACUCUACAAUCAGAAACUACAAACCUUACUUUAAACCAGUCUUAUGUUACAUGGAGGGAAACUGGGAGUGGGACACAAAACACCUUCACGAACCUUUUCAUAGCGAGACUCACCACUUAGACGCCAUGGACUACGACAACCUAGCUGACAAGGUCAGACUGAUGUCAUACACCGGUAUGAAUGAUCUCCAUGAAGAUUUAGCAUUUCUGCCUAAAAAAAUAAUGGACAUAGACAGCAAUGGCAAACCAAGAUAUGCCCAGUGGAUCUACAGAAUACUUUGUAACCCAAUACAUUCAGAUGUUCCACUGAAAGUAUUCAAGCCAAUCGACGACGUUGCUUUCCGAGUGACAAGGAAAUACAAUAUGUCAACUUACAGCCGUACCGAGGAAGCCAGGUUUACAGUCGCUGCAUCUGCUAAUCAAGCCGAGUUUGAUGAACAUGAGGGAUACGGGAAAUUUGAAGACAGAGCAUAUGCUAAAGGACUGUUGGACAGUUUGAUGCAUGGGGUUCCAGGGGCAAAUAAUUAUCGUGGAGGUCAACACGACACUGAAUUCAAUCACACUGCUUUGGUAGCGGGCGAGGGACGAGACAGGCCAGAAAACACCGCUCGCUAUCACCGUGAGUACAAGUUACAUCAUGGGAUGCAAAUUAACCAGAGGGGGUUCUCCGAUAGCAACCUGUGGAUGGCCCAAAACCAUCAAAACAAAGUAGCAUCGGUAAUUUUAAGGUCAUGUAAGACGGUCGGAACUCUGAAGACCAAUUGUACAUCCACGACAGAAAAAUUCUCAUAUGCCAUUCCAUUGGAAAUUAUAUAUCUAAACCCUCUUCAUUCCUGGAACCCAUAUAACCUUGACAUGAAAAAUGAAAGCGAGGUGACUGAAAAUGGCCGUAAAGGAGAUUCACAUAACGCUAAUCUGGCAUACAAAGGCAUAUCUACUCUUCACUUCUAUCAAACUCCGGUUGAAUUUUUUGGAAAUGUCCCUGGACAGGAUGUUGGUGUCCUUGAUCCCAAAGGAGCCAUUCACCGAGUUAUGGCGUCCGGAAUACAAACAAUUUUACCUAAAAUCCCCGGUGUAGGUGAAGUGAGGCAAAGAUGGCCGAUCUAUCCGCUCCAUAGGGAAGGUGACAGCGUUGGAAAAGAAGCUGACGCUUUACUCGAAAUGUUGAACCACAUGUCUUCAAUGUCUCCAAUAUUCCAAGAACCAGCUACUCAAGGCAAGCAUGAGACUGUCCAACCAGAUCUACAUUUCAGAUUAACCUCCUCUCACAUGAAUCCACUAGACCGGCAUGAUCAUGAGUUUUUCGUUCCGGCGACCGAUUGGGAGCAACUUCUGAAGAACGAUGUUUGGGUUCAUGUUUUAACGGCACCAACUGAGGGUGAAAAUCAAGAAAGCCAUAGUCAUUCUCUACAGAUUAGAUUGGACAAACACACGCACAAACCGAUUAUACAAAAGUGUGAUGAUCAAAAUGGAAAGUGCUGGGAUGGACAUACAGAUUUCGAACAAGUUACCUUCCAUGAAUUUUAAUUUUCAAUAAAAUAAAUUUUAA